Molecule: messenger RNA, 591 nt
Organism: Schistocerca americana (American grasshopper)
Lineage: Eukaryota; Metazoa; Arthropoda; Insecta; Orthoptera; Acrididae
Exons: 3
Coding region: 46-519 (157 amino acids)
Biological process (GO): hemocyte migration
Cellular component (GO): membrane
Molecular function (GO): growth factor activity
Source: RefSeq, a predicted model, not a curated record
CACUCGCCGUCUGGCAGCCGAGGCCCGCACAGUAGCAGCGCCGCCAUGGCAGCACCACGCGCCGCGCUCCUCGUCCUCGCCGCAGUAGUGCUCUGCGCUGUCGUCGCUGCACCGUCAGGCACCGCGCUGACGAAGGAGCAGCUGCGCGCCAUGUUCAUGAAGAACCUGCGCCGCUUCCGGUCGUUCCCGUGCCGGGAGCCGCAGAGGCGCUCCGUGAUGGUGGGCGAGCUGCUGCUGCGCAAGGGCGAGCUGUCCCCCAGCCAGACGAUCGCGCCGCCGGCCACGGUGCUGCACCUCUGCGGGCCCUCCACCGGCUGCUGCUACAGCUCCGACACGGUGUGUGCGCCGCUGGAAAAGCAGACGGUGACUCUGCCGUUCCGAGUGCAGGACACCCUGCAGGGCUCCGACUUCAGCGACAUGUCCAUCAACUUCGUCAAUCACACGCGCUGCGGCUGCGUGUCCAGGACUGAGGCCCGUGACACGGAGGAAGUCGUCUGGGAGACCAACAGCGUCCCUUGACUCCCUCCGGGGACGAAGCCCGCGUCGACACGCAGUGCCGGUCUGCGACACGGGUCCACGGUGUUUUAGCCG